AUGGCGUCCCUAAAACUAGAUGAGCGAUUCUGGUGCACAUAUUUUCCCACUACCUUGGAGGGUAACGUAGGAACAUGGAUCAAAACAUUGAAACUGAGCAGCAUCAACAAUUUCAACCAGCUGAAAUACCUAUUCAUAACAAACUUCAUGCAACUUCGGAAAUACAAAGGUGACUGCCACACAAUCAUUGGGUGCAAACAACGAGAAGGACAUACAGUUAAAGAUUACUUCGCUAGGUUAAUAAAGGCAACACUAGAUGUUCCAGUGUAUGACGAAGGCCUAAUCGCAAAGGCAUUCACCUGGGGCCUGAUGCCAGGAUCGUUGUCCCAAAAACUCAUGGGCAAGCAACCCAAUACAAGGGCUGAGUUGAAUGAAAUGGUAGAGCGCUUCUUACCCCAGGAUGAAGGUGAAGCAUCGAAGCAGGUGUACCUCAACGCCAUAAUAGCCUUCGCGGGGAGGCGAAAUAACUACAACACAACCCACCCCGAUUUUCGGGGAAACAAUAGGUUUACGGGACAAGACAGACAACCAACAAGACGCUUCAGACCCUUCACUAGAGACGAUAGGUGA
Messenger RNA from Lactuca sativa (garden lettuce), 570 nucleotides. The record is from RefSeq and is a predicted model, not a curated record. Lineage: Eukaryota; Viridiplantae; Streptophyta; Magnoliopsida; Asterales; Asteraceae.